Aphanomyces astaci is the source of this 282-nucleotide messenger RNA. RefSeq lists its product as hypothetical. Bases 1 to 282 code for a protein of 93 amino acids. Lineage: Eukaryota; Oomycota; Saprolegniomycetes; Saprolegniales; Verrucalvaceae. The transcript has 2 exons. The record is from RefSeq and is a predicted model, not a curated record.
AUGGCCCGAGUGAUCCAAGUGAUUUCGAAGAAGCUCCAUGCGUUCUUCACCGUUGCGUUGAAAUCAACGGUCCCCAUUGUUCAGACGUCAAACGAAGUGUGCGUUUCGAACGAGUGGCGUUGUGCCGAGUGUUUUCACGUCAACAAAUCCCCCGCGCCUCCUGUCACGGAAAACUUCCCGACCUGCGGCUACCGCAACCAAGGCAUCGGCCCCACCAUGCUUCUGCUUCAACCUGCCACAUUUCCCGUUCUCGACGUCCCUCCAGCCAUCGAAGAACGUUGA